AUGCCUAUCAAAUUACCCAAGAGCUUCGCUCGACGAAAGUCGUCCGGCAACGUCCUGGAAGACGUGGAAGCCCCUCAAUCCUCCUUCCGAGUCUUCGAGCGCCCGGGCCCCCAUCGAUCUAUGACAGACGGUGAAGCCCUGUCCAAGCAUCACAGUGAAGGCAAUGCGGUGCCCUCGGCGCUGGAUGAUGAUAACAUCUUUGCCGAGCGGCCUCAGGACAAGCGGUAUGAACGCCCCUCAACCAUGGAUUCUCUCAGGAGACGGCUGACGGGAAACCACGAAAGCGGCAAUUACGAAAGUUCUACGUCAACCCGCCUCAGCUCUUCCUCUACCAUUCCAUCCUCCACAGAGGUCCCCGAUGAGAAUCAAUCCCCGCAUUCGAGAAUCCACGAUGUCCCCGCUCCACCACCCCUCUCCAGUGCCUUGCGGCAAGCCGCUGGUCGGACUUUCUCCUUUGGUGGACGCUUUGGAAAGUCCACGCCUGCUGUCCCUCGUCAGCAAACCCCAGACGCGACCAAGAACCGCCCGCUGACGGGCAGUACUGACAGCACGGCUACUCCACCCAAGUUGCCAGAUACCAAUUUUGCCAUGGAAUCUCAGGAUGAUUUCAAUAAAAUGUUCGAGAAUCUAGGUGGUUCCUCUGUUCGUGAUCGGUCUCCGCAGCCGAAGAAGCAUUCUUCUCCCCCAGCCACCCAUGCUGUGCCCGAGUUCCAGACCAGUAGGGCUGGGGCCCCCGCCCCGAUUCACAUCGACCGAUCGGCCCCCGUCGAGUCCCCUCCUUACUCAUGGGGUCGUCGCCCGUCCGAGGAAGGUCUGCUGCACAAUCGGGAUGCAUCUCUCGAUACAGUUGGUUUCCGGAGACCCUCUCCAGGCCCGAACCACCUCAGCGAAGCUGCCACAACGUCGCAUCGUUCCUUGGAGCGACCUUUGGGGAACAAGAGCGACCGUGGAGGACUACGGAGAAGUGGGAUAUACUCGCCAUCAGGGGACGCCCUGCCCUUUGAUGAUGAAGAUGCGAAAAUGGUCCGCCAAUCUCUCAUGUGGAGUAAGGAUUCUACUUCGCCUUGGGCUGAGGGUGCAGCCACCAGUGGCUCAUACAUGGACAAGGGCAAAGCGCCUGUUCACUCUGGGAAUGCCAACCCAGAGCCUGAUAAUAUGUUCCAGUAUCGUCGCUCGCCGCCACCCGCCGAGCGACCGGAUCCUGCUAUUGCGGCCAACGCGCGGCUGGCGGCUAGGUACGCGGAGAGGCUGCCCAAGUCAACCUCGCCGGGUAACAAGGUGAUGACGCCAUCUCAGUUUGAGCACUAUCGUCAACAGCAAGAACUUCGACGGUCCAAUAGCAAUGCUUCGAAGAGUGACGCAGAGUCUGACCACGAUGAGUUCGAGGAUGAGGAAGACGAGGUGGAAAAACAACGCGAGACGGAACGACAACGGCGAAAACAAGAGGCUCACCUCUCUGUAUAUCGCCAGCAGAUGAUGAAAAUAACCGGUCAGCAGGCGCCGAUGCACCAAAUUCGCCCAGCCAUGACUGGCGCCAGCAACAGCACGCCCAAUCUGUUACCCAGUCGCUUGUCUGUCAUGGGUGACAAAUCUAACAGUGGCAAGAGUAGUGAGGAAGAAGACGAUGAUGUGCCCCUAGGCAUUCUCGCAGCGCACGGAUUCCCCGGCCAGAACCGCCCUCCUACUCGCCUGAACAACGUCAGCUCCAACCCCAAUCUUCGAGCUUCCAUGCAACCACCCUAUAUAUCGUCCGCUAGCUCCCUCUCCGGUGCCGAGAACGCUGGGAAUCGGGGGAGCCUGCCUGCCUUUGCACGCAACCUGCCACAAGACCCUUACUUUGGCGCAGGGUUGGUGAACAACCCCAACCGUGAAUCACUGGCACUUGGAGGUGGUUCUGGCUCGGUACAUGGAGGGUCUUCCUCUCCUGCGCCCACUCCAGGUGGCUUGGUAGGAGUUAUAGCGAAUGAAGAACGCCAACGCGCAAUGCGCAGGGGAAGUCCGAACACUCAAGCUAUGCACAACGUGCCUCGGCCUCACUCCAUGAUGCCGCAGAUGCACCAAAUGCCCGGCCCACAGCCUCCUGUGACCCCAGGAGAGCAAGCGUCGAUCCAGCUGUCACAACAGAUGACGAACAUGAUGCAAAUGCAAAUGCAGUGGAUGCAACAAAUGAUGCAGAUGCAAGGUGGACAAGGUCAAGCCAUGAUGCAGGGUAUGCCAAUGCCUCCCAUGAUGAUGCCUGGUGGACACAUGCCUCCGAUGGGCUCACCCUCCGGAGGACCUCCUUCCAUCAGCGGCAACUCGAAUAUACGUCCAAUGUCUAUGCCUGUCGGCUCCAUGCUUAAUGUUCCAACUUCGUCUCACCCCGAUCAGCGCACCAUGAGCAUGCUAGACCCUAACAUCUCCACUCGCCGCACUGGCUCACCAAUGCCAAAUCUUUCCGGCAAUGCAUUCCGUCCCCAGACCAGCUAUGCGCCCUCCAUCGCACCUUCCGAGCGUAGUAACGCCGGCAUGGCACCUCGCUACCGUCCUGUCUCCGUGCUUCCCCCAGACACCAGCCACUCCGCUGGCUCGGCGAACAAAUGGGGCGACGAGAACCAACCUCCCUCUGUGUUGAAUUCCCAAUCGCACAACCUGCCCAAAUCACAUCUCGCCACCGUGACCGUCCGCCCCGUCUCCCAAAACAGUCGUCUGGGCUCCGGACCAGGCCACAAGGCCACAUCCGACGACGAAGAUGACGACGAAGCCUGGGCCGAGAUGAUGAAGAAACGCGACAACAAGAAGUCAAACUGGAAGAUGAAGCGGGGCACUUCCUCAUUCGGCGAUCUUCUCAGCGCCGUGCACUGA
Penicillium salamii is the source of this 2844-nucleotide messenger RNA. Lineage: Eukaryota; Fungi; Ascomycota; Eurotiomycetes; Eurotiales; Aspergillaceae. The record is from the annotation of a GenBank genome assembly.